AGCAAAGGGCGAGGUUCACCACGGGGAAGGAACAAAGACGGACCCGGACGCGAUACCCCGCAAAAUUGAUCGUUGUGCGGCUCGGAUGAGCAGAGGUCGCGAUCCAACGAUGAAGGUGCGCGAUCGUGGGCUUUUGGACAGGUCAUGCUGGGUAGAUAUACGACGGCGAGGAUGAGUAUAAAUAUCAGGCGUCUGGGACGUCUUGGUGUUCUGUAUCUUUUGCUCGUGCAAGUGGACAGAGAGAACAGGCACUACGACACUACAUCGAGUAUAAAGCAUGUCGACCCCUGAAGAGACAGCCAUGAGUCAGGAACAGAUCGAGAAGAUCAGGAAGGAGUAUGCGCUCAUUGUCGGCGACGAGCUUGCAGCUAUCCUCCCUAUCCAAACCAAGCCAUGGUAUCGCGAACCCCACCUCAUCAAGCUCAAUCUUUUCCUCGUCGCCUGUAUGUGCUACUCCUCCGCCACAGGCUUUGACAGCUCGAUGAUGAACGGUCUGCAGUCUCUCGACAGCUGGCAGGAGUUCAUGAACUACCCGACCGGCGGCUGGCGCGGCUUCAUCAACGCGAUCAACAUCAUCGGCGGCUUUAUAGGUCUGUGCACCGUCGGCUACGUUACCGAGCGAUUCGGACGCAAGGCGCCGAUGAUUGUGUCAACGAUGGGCGUCGCUUUGGGCGCGGGACUCAGUGCGGGCGCGAAGAAUCCGGCGAUGUUUAUCAUGGGCAGGUUCGUUGUCGGUCUUAGUGGGUCGUAUAUCCUUGGUGCUCCUCUUACCAUUGCCGAGCUCGCUUAUCCCACUCAUCGCGGUCGUGCUACCUCGCUUUUCAACUGCUUCUACUACGUCGGCUCAUUGAUCGCGGCCUGGGUUACCUACGGCACGCGCCAUCUAGACAGCUGGUCCUGGCGCACGCCCACGCUUCUGCAGUGCGGAAUCCCCGUUCUCCUCCUGAUCCCGACGAUUUUACUUCCGCAGUCGCCUCGUUGGCUGAUUUCACGUGGCCGGUACUCCGAGGCGCGCGCCGUGCUCACAAAGUACCACGCCGGGGGCGACGCAAGCUCUGUGCUUGUUGAUUUUGAGAUGGAGGAGAUUAGUCGGACGCUGGAGCUCGAGAAGUACGCGGCUAAGAAUGGAUCGUGGUCGUUGUUGUGGAAGACGCCUGGGAAUCGACACCGGUUGUUUAUCAGUAUCACUCUCGGCGUGUUUGCGCAGUGGAACGGCGUCGGCGUGGUUAGUUAUUACCUCUCGAUCGUGCUCAACUCUGUCGGCAUCACCUCUGUGACCAAGCAGACGCUGAUAAAUGGCUUUUUGCAACUCUGGAACUUGAUCUGCGCCGUGUUUGCCGCGUUUGUAGUUGAUUACGCUGGUCGCCGGCUGCUGUUUCUGACGUCUGGAGUCGGCAUGUUGCUAUCGUACGUCUUCAUCACUGCCUUGUCGGGCUCGUUUGCAAACACGGGCAACAGCGCGACUGGAAUCGCGAUGAUUCCGUUCUUGUUUAUCUACUACGGAUUCUACGAUAUCGCGUACACGCCGCUCAUCAUCGCCUACCCCGCCGAAAUCUGGAACUACACCAACCGUGCGCGCGGCCUCGUCGUCGUCCAGGUAUCUACUUUCCUCGCCCUGAUCUUCAACCUGUUUGUGAACUCGAUCGCGCUCGAAAACAUCCAGUGGAAGUACUACUUCAUCUUCCUCGGGCUGCUCAUCGGCAUCAUCAUCACGACGUACUUUGGAUACCCCGAGACGCGCGGACACACGCUCGAGGAGAUGGCGCGCGUGUUUGAUAAGGAUGAGGUGGUUGAUGUUGAGGCUGAGCGGCAGGUUCGGGAUAUUUUGCGGACGAUGCAUGAGAAGGAGAAGAACGAGCACGCUGAGAGAGCGUCUGUGGCUGGGGAGAAGUAGGUAUGAUCUGGUUGUUGAGUUGUAUCGCUAGUUAUUAUCAAGUAGUUUUAAUCAGUCGAGUAUAAAAUUACCAAAAACGGAAUCUGUAA
This is a messenger RNA of Myxozyma melibiosi, 1983 nucleotides long. RefSeq names its product general substrate transporter. Gene Ontology annotation, molecular function: carbohydrate:proton symporter activity. The record is from RefSeq and is a predicted model, not a curated record. Lineage: Eukaryota; Fungi; Ascomycota; Lipomycetes; Lipomycetales; Lipomycetaceae. The transcript is spliced from 3 exons. Gene Ontology annotation, biological process: transmembrane transport; carbohydrate transport. Gene Ontology annotation, cellular component: membrane. The coding region runs from base 278 to 1894 and encodes 538 amino acids.